CCUACCCUGGAGACCUUGAAUUGAGAAGCGCGCAUUAGAGCGCAAACGACGUAAUCCCACGGAAUUUCUUCCUUGAAUUAAAUAGUUGCUUUUCGCAAAUUCAAAUAAGGAUAAAACAUAUCAAUUGGCUUGUUGGAUGUUUUCUUAGUUAUUUCAAGUAGAUAGAAACAGGUCUUGGCUGGGAAGGUGAAGGGAGAGGUGACAGAGGACUAUGCUGUCCAUGAAUUGUGUGGACUCCUGGCCUGAGGGCUCUGUGGUGUUGGAGGAGGAGGUUGUAACAGCUGCAGCACAGGCUGAGGAUCUAGAUAAGAGCUGUACUGCUUAUAACAACAGCUAUAACAGUUCUGAUAACUUGGAUGACAGCCUGACCAGUCUGCAGUGGUUGCAAGAGUUUUCCAUCCUCAGUGCCAGUGGAGGACAACAUGUGUCUCCUUCCAGCCAACACCAAAGCCAUUUUUUUGGGCAACAGCUAGGUGCUGAAGCCCCUGCAUCUCCUUUAGCAGGUGAUCCCGCAUCUAUAGGCAUGCCACUGACCCCAGGUAAGCCCACCGCAGCAGCUGUUUGCCGGGUACCCUCCCUGGCUGCUUUGCCCAGCUUGGUGGCACAUGGGCACUGCCCGGACGAGGUUGACUACAAGACCAACCCUCACAUCAAGCCACCAUACUCGUAUGCCACCCUCAUUUGCAUGGCUAUGCAGGCAAGCAAGAAAACCAAAAUCACUCUCUCCUGCAUCUAUAAAUGGAUCACUGACAACUUCUGCUACUUCCGCCAUGCUGACCCUACCUGGCAGAAUUCGAUCCGGCACAAUCUCUCACUCAACAAGUGCUUCAUAAAGGUUCCUAGGCAGAAGGAUGAACCAGGAAAGGGGGGCUUUUGGAAGAUCGACCCCCAGUAUGCUGAGCGCCUUCUCAGUGGGGCCUAUAAGAAGCGGAGGAUGCCACCGGUACAGAUAAACCCAGCUCUUCAAAACCGUCUCAGGAUGAGCUCACAGCCUGAUCUAUCUGUGCCAACAACUAUCACCGGAAGUCUCUCUGUUAGUCCAGAAUCCCAGCAGCUCCUGAAAGAAUUUGAGGAAGCCACUGGGAUUGACCAGAACUGGGAUCCUCGUCUGGCUGAGGCCACUAUGUUUGGUUGCUGGGGUUCAGGGAAGGGGCACAAGAGAAAACAGUCUAAUGGGCACCGGACUGGAGGUGGCAAAGCUCAGCGCCGCUCUAGCUCCCCACUGAUGCCCACAGAGGAUCCCAAAGAUCUGGGCUCCUUGAAGGGCAACUUUGAUUGGGAUGCUCUACUGGACUCGGCUCUCAAUGGGGAGCUUAGUCUGAACGAGGGCGGCCCACUGAGCCCAGUACCGCAAGAUGAAGACCUCAUGGUACAUGGUGUUCACAUCAGCCCUCUGGAGGCCCCUGUUGGUAUUGUGGAGAACAGCGUGCUAAUAGAAACACAAAGGAGCAGCGAUGUAGACUUUGAUGAGGAGACAUUCUUAGCAACUGAAUUUUUACAGAGUCCUUGGGCUGAGGAGGAAGCGGGGAACCAUACUGAUUUCCUCUGUAGUUCCACUGUUAACAUUGACCAGCUUUUUGAUCUGGGAGACUCACUGGGAGGUGACCUUAAUAGUAAGAUUGAAUGUCUUCUUUGAAGAAAUCAGUAACCACUGAGGUACAUCAUGACCAACCAGUCCUGGGAAAUGUUACAAGGAACAAAGAGGAUUAAUUUGUAUCCCAAAGACUUUGGUUCCAUCACUAAAAUAGCAUUUUAAAUUUGUGUCUGUUUCUUAUUUUGAUUUUUAUGAUUAUGCUUUUAUAUCUGGCAAAACCUGGUCAUCUACCUUUACUGACCAGAAAGCCACUGAUCAAAGACUGCCACGAGUAAACCUCCAAGAGUAGAUACUGACCAGCCCUGGAAUUACACAUGGAGCCAGUGCAUGUAGAAGCAGAGAAAUGAGAUUCACACAUUUGUGUUUGUUUACAGGCUAAAUGUGCGUGUUAACUAAUAGCAAAUUAAGCAAUACAUUUUUUUUUUUUUUUUUUUUUAACAUUUAAGACUGAGAAAG
Molecule: messenger RNA, 2050 nt
Organism: Electrophorus electricus (electric eel)
Lineage: Eukaryota; Metazoa; Chordata; Actinopteri; Gymnotiformes; Gymnotidae
Gene: foxj1a
Product: forkhead box J1a
Biological process (GO): regulation of transcription by RNA polymerase II
Cellular component (GO): nucleus
Molecular function (GO): RNA polymerase II cis-regulatory region sequence-specific DNA binding; DNA-binding transcription factor activity, RNA polymerase II-specific
Source: RefSeq, a predicted model, not a curated record